AUGGAAGCUGCUUCACAGCGCGUUGGCCACCACCACUCUGGGCGUUCGCUGAUGUCCGACUGCCCUCGUAGCUUCUUAGAUUCAAUUCCUUCGCCGAUAUCGCCAGCGCCUCCCGGCAGUUUGGGGUAUGUUAUCACUAAAGAACAUGUUGAUGAAAUGAGGAGAAUGGAGAAGCUAUGUGCUGCGAAGGAGGAGAAGCUGCACAGGGAAUACAAGCCGGUUUUCCUUCCUGUUGAUGAGUACCUCAGCAAGGAGAUUAACUGCGAGCUCAUUAAUGUCGAUAUCAGAAGUUAUCCUUGGAAAAAUACUCCAUUUGCAAUGGAAGCUGCUUCACAGCGCGUUGGCCACCACCACUCUGGGCGUUCGCUGAUGUCCGACUGCCCUCGUAGCUUCUUAGAUUCAAUUCCUUCGCCGAUAUCGCCAGCGCCUCCCGGCAGUUUGGGGUAUGUUAUCACUAAAGAACAUGUUGAUGAAAUGAGGAGAAUGGAGAAGCUAUGUGCUGCGAAGGAGGAGAAGCUGCACAGGGAAUACAAGCCGGUUUUCCUUCCUGUUGAUGAGUACCUCAGCAAGGAGAUUAACUGCGAGCUCAUUAAUGUCGAUAUCAGAAGUUAUCCUUGGAAAAAUACUCCAUUUGGCGAUGUUUACUACUCCCCGAGAUACAACGAUGACCGCUAUACCUACAGACAUGUGCUUCUCACUAAUGGAGUCCGAAAAGAAGCAGAACGCGUGGCAGCAACUGUACCUGGGGGAUUGCUGACGGAGGAAGUAUUUGUGCAUUACUUGGGCAUUGUGUUGUCAAGCGGUUGGUCGCACUUUAUGCUGUUUAACAAGCAGUUCAAAGAACUCAUCCUCAGAAGACCAAAGG
Messenger RNA from Eimeria acervulina, 865 nucleotides. RefSeq names its product cyclin-dependent kinase, putative. The record is from RefSeq and is a predicted model, not a curated record. Lineage: Eukaryota; Apicomplexa; Conoidasida; Eucoccidiorida; Eimeriidae. The transcript is spliced from 4 exons. Gene Ontology annotation, molecular function: cyclin-dependent protein serine/threonine kinase regulator activity. The annotation marks the transcript as partial.